This is a messenger RNA of Laccaria bicolor S238N-H82, 828 nucleotides long. RefSeq lists its product as uncharacterized. The transcript is spliced from 4 exons. The record is from RefSeq and is a predicted model, not a curated record. The coding region runs from base 1 to 828 and encodes 275 amino acids. NCBI's taxonomy places the organism in Eukaryota, Fungi, Basidiomycota, Agaricomycetes, Agaricales, Hydnangiaceae.
AUGCGUCAUCACCGUCUGGUCGACGUGGCGCGUCUGUUGAGGCGCCAGGUCGUUGUUGUUGUCGUUGGACGUUACUGGGAUUGGGGUUCGUUGUACACUCCCCGCGUCGCCCAUCCGCCCUUGCCCAACGGGUGGCGUGUCCAGUCAUACACUCUCGCCAUGUUCUUUGUUGCCGGACUAGUUCAGCGCUUUCGCGGACAGCUCAGCUAUUUCCAUGAAAUCGCAGCUGUUCAUUUGGCUCUUCUGGGUUAUACUAGUGUCUGGUUCGCCCGGACGUUGCAACGUAACAAGUUUACGUGGGCCCACAUCCAGACUAUCUUCAGGAAUAUCAAAUUCCUCAGAUUGCCCUCCAACUUUGGGUCACUUUUCAUUCAAGGACGCCUCACUGCCCAAACGGCGGUUUUUUUCAUCGCCUUGAUAUUUUUGUCGCUCGAUUCUGCAUGCCUGCCAUCCCCCAAUGAUACAAGCUCCUCAAGUACUCAAGUGAUUUGGGUGACGCUCUUUGGGUUUCGCGUGCGGGCAGCUAUCGGUCUUAUACUACCCUCCUUAUCCUCUUGGACGAUCUUGGUUGCAUUUUAUAUCCAAUACCGCCGUUCCAGCGAUCCGGAUCGCAUGUUAGGAAUGGCCCGAAACGUCCUUUUCGUGGUGUUUUCGUGGUAUUGGGUAGAAGAAGUGGUCUCAAUCGAACGAUCAAUGCAGGAGAAUGUUGGACUCGACCGUUUCGCGACUGAAGUCGACCCCUCACUCAUGGAGUUCCAUUUCCUCAGCCCAAACACCACUUGGCCAGAGGCCAAUGUCACGUACAAGCCUUUCUUCGACUAUGCUUAA